Hemiscyllium ocellatum (epaulette shark) is the source of this 7151-nucleotide messenger RNA. It is a transcript of the gene slc67a1, whose product is annotated as solute carrier family 22 member 18. The coding region runs from base 612 to 1685 and encodes 357 amino acids. The transcript is spliced from 11 exons. Gene Ontology annotation, molecular function: transmembrane transporter activity. The record is from RefSeq and is a predicted model, not a curated record. NCBI's taxonomy places the organism in Eukaryota, Metazoa, Chordata, Chondrichthyes, Orectolobiformes, Hemiscylliidae. Gene Ontology annotation, biological process: transmembrane transport.
CAACCGGCGACGGUGAUGAGCAGCUGCUCUGAGGAAGCUCGAGCCGGGGCAUGGGUUUACUCCAAUCAGCGUGAGAGGGAGAGGCGGGAUUUCUCGCACGGCCGUUCAAUAUUAAAUAUUAACGUUGGCCAUUGGCGGGCAUGACAGAGCAGCGGCAUUGAGGCGCCGUGUAAAUCUCCUGCUUGUCCGCCCUGUGGGAUGGUCAGUACCCGCCCCUCUGCUGUGUGUACGGUUGUCUGGGAGUCCCGCUGGCCAGCCGGUGCUCAGUGCUGGUGCAGGGACGCUCGCCUACUCUGGGGUUAAAUGUACAUUCAGUCAGGCUGAUAAACAGGGAGGUACAGGAGACUGAGGUGUGAACCUGCACGACACAGAUAGGGGAGUCCCGACUGUGCAUGGAAACCAUGGCAGGUCCAAAACAAGACAGCAAACCGGGCUUCGUCAUCCUGAUAGCUCACAUCAAUAUGGUCAUAUAUUCUACUUGCUUCUGGAUCCAGACCGGAGUCAUGCCUCAGAUGCAAAAAAAUUUCAGUAAUAGCUGGAAAUCAGAAGGUGGAAGGCAGAGAAUAACCCAGUGAAAUCAUUAUCAUGAGUAUUUGUCGAAGAGGCUGGGAAUGGAUGCAAUCAUGUUUGGUAACCUUCAGACAACGUUUGCUGUUAUCCAGCUCCUGGGAGGACCCCUAUUUGGCAGGUUUGGUGAUUUAUUUGGGGGACGUGCUGCCCUGUCGCUGGCAUACUUCUCCUCAGGGUUUGCCUACCUUCUGAUGGGCCUUUCAACAAGUGUGCCGCUACUUUUUCUUUCCAGACUGCCCACAGUCUUCAUGCAUGGGAUGCAAGCUGCUCAGAUGAUUGUGACUGAUCUGUCUUCAGAGUCAGAACGGGCAGGUGCCUUGGGGAAACUUGGUCUCUCAUAUGGUAUAGGGAUGAUCAUUGGCUCUACAACUGGUGGUUUGCUGGUCUCUAAUUAUGGGGAGCCAUUCGCAGCCUAUACUGCAGCAGCUGGAUGUGUCCUUAACACCAUUGUAGUAAUGAAAUACAUCCCAGCUAACACCAAACCUGUGAUCGUGACAAAGGAAAAUAAGUCAGAAACUGCUCACAGUAAGAGCAUCUUCAGUGUGAAAGAAAUCUUAAGACUAUUAAGUAUUCCAGGAGCUGCAAGUGUCCUUGCAAUUAAAACCAUCACUGGAUUGCCAAUGGGAGUCUUCCAGAGUAUGUUUUCAGUUGUUGCUAUGGACUAUUUCAAAUUACAGGCGGAGCACAAUGGCUACCUCAUGGCUUACAUUGGUGUAUUGCAAAUGGUUAUGCAGGGACUGGUGGUCGGAUGGCUAACUCAGCGAAUUGCAGAGAAAGUCCUGUUUCUCUGGUCUGUUCUGCUGAUUUCUUUGGUGGGUUUGGCAACGGCAUUGAUGACAAACAUAUUCCAAUUCUGCCUCAUUUGCAUCCCGAUGUCUCUGGGAAUUUCUGCUUUCUACCUCAUCACAAAUAGUAUCUUAACCAAAAUAGUUCCUCCCACAGACACUGGUGCGAUGCUGGGGUUGAAUAUGUGUGUUCAUUCUCUCAUCCGCUCAGUGUCUCCCACUAUUGGAGGCUUCCUAUUUGAAUUAUAUGGAUUUUCAUCUUUCGGAUAUAUGCAGUUCCUGGUCAAUUUGCUUGUCUUCUUCUACCUCUUGAUACGCAGUCCGAAUUAAAAAUCUGAGUGACAAUCAACUUGGGAAACAUGUUUAGCGACUAAAUUGACUUCCAGAAUUGGUCAAGGUUCAGAUCAAGUCCUUCAUUAGAUUAAGAGACUUCCAAUAACAACCUAAUUUGUGAAUAAUUUUGCCAUUCAGUAGUUCUGCACCACAAUGAGUAUUCAAUGAGUUGGCAAUGUGGUAGCUAAAACACUGUGCAGCCAGUAACUUGAUUAAACCCUCUUUUUCUCUUGAUGAUAUUAAGUGGAACAGAUGGGUAGAUUUAAAAAAAAACAAAUUUUGGUGAUUGGGAGUCUAGAUCUGAUAGGCAUAUCCAGAUCAUUUUAGGAAUGAUUUUCAGAAACACUUUUUCACACGUUUUCCACGAAUAAAAAUUUGUGCUAGGUUUGUUUUACUUUGAAUCUGAGAUGGAUAGAGUGUUGUUAACCAAAGUUAUUGAGGAAAUGUGACAUAAAGCCAGUGAAUUAGAUUACAGAUUUGCCAUAAUCUCAUUGAAUGCCAGAGCAAGUUAUUUAAAUAGUAUAUACCUAUCAUUCUGAAAAAUUGCAGAUUGUGAGUGAGGAAGGCUAACAAAAUGACAUGCAGUGUCAUUUUGCAGGCCUUCCUGCAAUCAUACCAUUUGUCCUAGAUUGCCCCAUCCAUCUGAAGCCAAAAUGAGCCACUUUAGUGGCCAAUUAAGAGCGUCUUCCCUCCUUUGUUGUCACCUUGUACAUUGUGUAGGAAAAUCUCCAUGUAAACUAGCAGCCCUCCAGUGGGCUAUUUGCAGUGGGCUUUCCUUUUAAGACCCUCCUUUCCAAUGAAGGGCUCCCAGGUUGCAUUGGAUGCCCCCUCAACAUCAGCACCACCGACUCUUACUGCCCCCACCCCACAAAAAACUUUGCUGAGGCAUAUCUUACUGGCCCACAGACCCCAUUUACCUACCUGUGUGGGUGUAUAAUCAUUUCUGUGUCCUCUUUCCUCAAGGUGUCACCCCAGCAGAGCGCACACUCCUCAGCUCAAUACUGAGCUGCUGACUGUCUGAUAGAGCUAUCAAUAAAAUGUGACGCUGGGUCCCACUGCCCUCUAGAACCCUGUAAUUUUGGCCUCAGCAGUGGGAGACCUGUUGACUUGAAAAAUUCCCAACCCUAAAGUUUGUUUUUGCUAAUUAUAGAUUUCUGUGGAUAGCAAGAAUGUUAGUAUACAGCUGGUGGUUACUGAAAAUCUGGAUUGAUGAAAAUGCUGAAUAUAGCACAUAACAGGAUACUGCCAACAUGAUCAUUUUAAUUGGAAUGGAUGUUGAUAAUUCAGAGGCAGUCAUAAUUUAAGUGGCGUUGUGCAGCAUUUCUGUCUUAGAAUGCAAAUGGGGACAGUGAUGUUAUGGUUAUGCUACGGAGCUAGAAACCCAGAGGUAAUGGUUUUCACCAGGGCAUGAAUUCAAUACGUUUUUCUGCUGGACCUAUUCAAAAAUGACCACCCGGGUUGAAUUAAAACAUAAAUAUGGGAAAAACUGAACACUAAGACAGCAUCCGUGCAAAAUGGAAAAGGUUAUGCUUACAUUUCAAGCCUUUGUCAGAAUUGCUGAAAGCCAAAUUUUUGUAAUAAAAGAAAACGAUAAGUUCACUACCGAUCACCUUAACCUAGAGUGCUACUGACUUUAGUGCCCAAUACCUGGCCACAACCAGCACUACCUACAUUACAAGACCAAUUUCUAAAAGUUACAUUGAAAAUUAAAAAUGGGAGUAGAUAAAAUCAAAUUCAUGUCUCAUAAACAGUGCUUGUUGAGGCUGUCUUUUCGUAUGGAAUAUGAAAGGAGGCUACACAACAACUGACAAUUUAAUUACAAAUCUAAUAUACUUGUUGUAUGUGUUUGACCAGGCUUUUAAUCUAAAGUUGUAAGACAUAAUAAUACCACAUCACUACUGACUGAUGCUCUAAGAAACUAUAUCAUGACAUGUCAAAGGUCCUGGAUCUAGUCUGCUAUUUGGUUAACAGCUGCUGGUACACAUUAUCAGUACCAGUAAUGACUCUUGCAAUGACAAAUGCCAAAUGACUACUUAUGCCUGGUAUGGUCAGACUUAAGUUCCAGUAACUCAGAAACAGAGCCUUCAGUUUAGGUUUGCCAGCUGUUCAGGAUUACCCUACAGUCUCCAGGAAUUGUGGGUUAAUCACAGGACACUGCUGGGAACAAUCCUGGGGAAAAAUCAAGUUCUAGGAGACUUCUGCAUUUUAUCACUUCAUUUAUUAUAUAAUAUAUAGGAGAUGGAUCAAUGGGGUUUUCUGAUUAAUCAAUAAUCAUCAAAUCAGGUAUCCAAAAUUCUGCUCACCUUUCAGUUGGUGAGUGAAGCUGAGGUACCAUGAGGUGGAUAUUUUGAAUGACUUUGGCUUGAGAUUAUGUGAUUAAAUCUCCAAGAAUACAUCCAGUCACAGGUGAUAGUCUUAGAGUUGGGCUAAGGCAGUUAAACCCUGAAAGAUCCUUCUGAGUCAUCCUGUCUCUCAAUCUUUGAAAACCACCUCAAAAUCCACUUCUCCAUCAAAGCUCUGAAACCCUUAACAAACUGUUCUUAAUGAUUUGCUACCUGUUCUCUUAUUUAUAUAAUUUAGUACUCCUUUGACAUAAUAACAGUCUUCAAAUAGAGAGUACAUGAUGUGUAUUUGCAGUGCAGGCAAUAAUUGUGUACGUUCAGUUACUACUGUUUGACAUGCUUCCAUUGGGCCUGUUUGAUCACAUGAGGUAUGCAGGUUAUAAUGUGGUGGGCCAGAGACUGAUUCAGGGCAAAGACUGAGUAGAUGUGACAUGCAUAGCAAUUUAGAUUAGAUUCCCUAGUGUGAAAACAGGCCCUUUGGCCGAACAAGGCCACACUGACCCUCUGAAGAGUAACCCACCCAGGCCCACUUCUCUUUAACUAAUCUACCUAACACCAAGGGCAGUUUAGCAUAGGCAAUUCGCCUGGCCUGCACAUCUUUGGACUGUGGGAGGAAACCGGAGCACCUGGAGGAAACCCACGCAGACACCGAGAGAAUGUGCAAACUCCACAUAGACAGUGACCCAAGGUUGGAAUCGAACCUGGGUCCCUGGCGCUGUGAAGCUGCAGUACUAAACACUGAGCCACCGUGCUGCCACAAAUGCACCAAAUUUAUUUAAACCGUGCGUUUUCUAUGUGGUAUAAUGUAGUCUCAGCAGAUGAAACUGCUGCUUGCUUUCACUGUUUCAGCCUUCCAGCCAGAUCUAGUUUAACAAUUCAGUCUGAGCUGGAUAUGGAAUGCCCCUAUAUCUAUUGGUUUGGGUCAAGUGGGUAGGAAGGGAGAAUCUAAGGACUGAGGUGGAUUUAUAACUCCCACAUGUACCAUAUGCCCAUCUCUGCAUGAAUACCCAAACCGGUUAGGUUGGAGCAGAUCAAUUUUGGAAGUUGUGAUCUCUAAGAAAGUAAUAUAUGCUGUCUCCCAUAUCAGAUUCAGGACAAAAAAAACUGAUUUGGACUGACAAGGUGGCCACUAAAAACCAUCCAUCUUCUUGGUAUUCCAAGCAACAGCAGGAGUCAUGAGGCAAAUUUUGCAUCCAUCAGAGCAAAUGCAUGAGUCCUUGUUUGUCAUGGGAAGCUUCUGCAUUUUCCCCAUGAAAAUCUGUCAGUAGUGAGAGAACACUGUACAUUUUUCAGGCAGCAGGUUUCCUCACAGGGUAAAGCAUAAUUAAUAGCUUAUCUGGCCAUAUGAACACUCCCCUCUCAAUUGCACAUACUUCAUGUACAAAAAAGCACACUGGUUCCAUUAAUGUGCAUUUUCUUCAUAGUAUAAGUGCAUGUUAUGGGGCUUUUAUUUUGCCAUUUGAUUCUACCAACCAUUUUUGAAAUGCAAAGAUCAACAAAUGUUGGUUAUUCAGGAAGCAAUGUUGUCCUCUUCAAAAAUAGAAAUUGCUGGAAAAGCUCAUCAGGUUCUGGUAUUGUCUUUGGAAAGAAAUCAGCAUUAAUGUUUUGAGUCGAAUGACCUUGCCUCAGAACUCCUCGUCAGCCUUGGUUAUGACCCCUUAGACAGCCAGAAUAGAGCUGAAAACUGUUGGAGAAGUUCUAGCACCCACUAUGAGGGUUGAAGCAGAGGGUUCAUAGUCUGUACUGUUAGAGGGACUAACAAGAGUCAUUGUGAUUUGUUGCCUUUUGUUGUACUUCUUUGUCCAAUGCAAUAUUACCAUGGAGCAAGUGAAAGAUAAACCUCACCCUCAUCCAGUGGUGGACAAAGACGUUGAUCUAAAAGCUAAGAAUAUAGAUGCAAAACCUGACUUUCUGACAGGAAGAGCCAUAACUAGCAAUUUAAAUGUCUGUCCAAGAUUAAAUGAAAUAAUUCAAUUGAAUUGAAUUUAUUGUCACAUGUACUGAGGCACAGUGAAAAGCUUUGUCUUGUGAGGAAUACAGGCAGAUUGCAGAGUUAAGUAGCAUAGAUAAGUAAAUAGGUAAAGAGCAGCAAAAACAAAAACAUAGGUACAGGUAAAUGUUAAGAGUUUGUGAGUCCAUUCAGUAUUCUAUAAACAAUAGGGUAGAAACUGUUUUGAAACCGUGUGUUCAGGCUUCUGUACCUUCUCUUCAAUGGUAGAGGUUGUAAAGCAUCAUUGCCAAGGUGGGAUGGAUCUUUGAGAAUGCUGACAGCCUUUCCUUGACAGCGAGCCUGGUAAAUGGAUUCUAUAGAUGGGAAAUUGGCCUUUGUGAUUGUCUGGGCCGAGUUCACCAUUCUCUGUAACCAUUCUCUGAUCUUGAAUGGUACAGUUGUCAUACCAGGUAGUGAUAGAUCCAGACAGAUACACAAAUUGUUGUUAUAUGGAAGAGGUGUUUGGUUCCUAUAGAGCAGUAUGAGAGAAGGGAAUUGGAUAAGGGAGGGGAUGUGGCUGUGGCAGGGGUUGAGUAGCUCAUGGUCUCCUGUACUGCAACAUUACAUGAUUCUAAAAUGUCAUAAAAGGAAUAGAAAGUAGAUAUAGAAGGGUAAGAGAAAAUGUAUUUGUUGGUGGAAUGAUGUUUUAGGUAAUAGAUGAUUUGAAGAAUGUGCAGGCUGCUUGAAGGAAUGUGCGGAGAAGGGAGGCCCGAUACACUUGAGAAGGACGUGAAUGCACAAUAUAAGAAAGAUAUGGUUGGGAAGGCUCUUUUAAUUUCUAUAAUGGAAAUCAUACAGUGGGCUAAAAGGAACAAUAUUUCAAAAGUAUUUGUGUAUUCAGUGACAUUGUCUCCCACAUUUCCUCUGACAAAGAGUGGAGUUUAUAUAGGAUGUAAAUUAUGGUUACAUGUGAUUGCACACUACAUUGAAGGUGUAAACCUCGGGUGCUUUGAAAUUUCUACACAAUUGUAUAAAAGAUGUCUAUAGUCUGAUUAAUUACUAAUUGAUUUUAUAUGAAGCACAAUGGAAAUUAGCCAUGCCUUUGAAUUUAUACUCAUUAAUAAGAUCAACUUCUCAUUACUCCUGAUGAUUUACUCAUUUUUUGUACCUCCCUUUUGAUCGUUUUUGUAA